AAAUCAACGACUUGGUCUGCAAAGAGAGAGUCGUUCUUUUUCUGGGCUUGUAAUCGAACCCUCUCCAUUGGUCACCGACCCUGCGCUUUGGACUUUUGUGUGCAGUGUUUUUCCUCUGUUACUUGGCUGCGAUUGCUGUUGCGAGAGACCAAGCGGGCUAGCUGGCGAGCGGAGGGACAGGAUGGAGCAUACAGAAGUUCUGAAGCCGCGGACCUUGGAAGAGCUGAUCCGGAUCCUGCGCGAAAUUUUCUCCGGGGACAGCGUCAGCGUAGAAGAGGUGCAGUCCAUCAUGGAAGCCUACGAGAGCAACCCGACGGAGUGGGCAGCGUACGCGAAAUUCGACCAGUACAGGUACACCCGAAAUCUUGUGGAUCAAGGAAAUGGAAAGUUUAACCUCAUGAUUCUGUGUUGGGGUGAAGGGCAUGGCAGCAGUAUCCAUGAUCAUACAGACUCCCACUGCUUUCUGAAGAUGCUGCAAGGAAACCUCAAAGAGACCCUCUUUGCAUGGCCCGAUAAGAAAUCCAAUGAGAUGACGAAGAAAUCCGAAAGAAUCUUGAGAGAAAACCAAUGUGCCUACAUCAAUGAUUCUAUUGGUCUACAUCGGGUGGAGAACAUAAGUCAUACAGAACCCGCUGUUAGCCUUCAUUUGUACAGCCCACCCUUUGACACUUGCCAUGCCUUUGACCAAAGAACAGGACAUAAGAAUAAAGUCACAAUGACAUUUUAUAGCAAAUUUGGAGCAAGGACUCCAUUUGCAACUUCAAGUUCAUUGGAGAACAACUAAAGAGAUCCAGUCACUAGAGUACUUUUUCCUUUUUUUUUUCUUUUUAAAGUAUGCUGAAAUCUUUAAUUGUGGACGAAGAACCACCAAUCACUUGCUGUCCAAUAGUACCUUUGAAUAAGAUGCUUAGAGAUAUAUUAGAGCAGACUUCUGGCUGCUUGAAUGAAUGCUAAUGACAGGGGACUUACUAAGUAAACAAUGCCAGGAGAUACUGUAGAGGAGAAAUCCUAUUGUUAUGGUCUUUAUACUUGGAAGACCUAAUCAGAUGCUCUCUUGGGCAUCUCUCUCUCUCUGUCUCUGUCUCUGUCUCUGUCUCUGUCUCUGUCUCUCUCUCUCUCUCUCUCUCUCUUUCUCUGUCUUUCGUCCUCAUGGUUCCCUACUAGGAAAGACAAUGAAGUCCUUUUGAUGGUUUUUGUCUAUCAUAAUUAGCAAUAAUUAGGAGUAAAACCAAGCCUAAGACCUCAUAACCCUACCUUUGUUAUCCUGAUAAUUAAGUAUACAGAUUUAUAUGAUGUUUUAUGUUCUCUAAGAUGUGUUCAAGGGAAUUGUUUUUGAAUCUAGAUUUUGCUGGUUUUCCAUCUUCACAAAUUCCUAUUUUGUAUAUAGGUCACUGUGUACAGAGACACUCAAGUCAGUUUGUGAUUCUGUUGUGAAAUAAAUCACAAGGAUGUAGGUGGAGUUCACAGCAAAAAGAAAACACAAGUGUGUUUUAAAGUGACCACAGGCCCAUGUAAAAUACUUCUUGUAAUGCUACCAAAAUUGUCAGGUUAGCUUGAAUAAAACUGAAUUUAAAGAUAAUUUGAAAUGGCCCUGUGCCUUUCUAGCUACUCCAACGGGGAACCUCAUAAACUAGGUUAUCUUCUACUUAUCUCUUAUGAUUGUAAGUUACACCUUUCUCCCCUCCCCCUAGAAUAGUUUUCUCUAUUUGGGAGUCCAGUAAAUACACAAAGCUUUUAAAUGUUUUCCAA
Vombatus ursinus (common wombat) is the source of this 1749-nucleotide messenger RNA. RefSeq names its product cysteine dioxygenase type 1 (gene CDO1). NCBI's taxonomy places the organism in Eukaryota, Metazoa, Chordata, Mammalia, Diprotodontia, Vombatidae. Gene Ontology annotation, biological process: L-cysteine catabolic process. Bases 182 to 784 code for a protein of 200 amino acids. Gene Ontology annotation, molecular function: cysteine dioxygenase activity; ferrous iron binding. The transcript is spliced from 6 exons. The record is from RefSeq and is a predicted model, not a curated record.